GGGCGGCGGCGGCUGCGGGCUGGGCUCGGGCGGCGGCGGCGGCGGCGGCGGCGACUCUUCCAAGCAGCCUCGCAUCCUCCUCAUGGGGCUGCGGCGCAGCGGGAAGUCCUCGAUCCAGAAGGUGGUGUUUCACAAAAUGUCUCCCAAUGAAACCUUGUUUUUGGAGAGUACCAACAAAAUCUAUAAGGAUGACAUUUCUAACAGCUCCUUUGUGAACUUCCAAAUAUGGGACUUUCCAGGACAAAUGGAUUUCUUUGAUCCCACAUUUGACUACGAGAUGAUCUUUAGAGGAACUGGAGCCCUCAUCUAUGUUAUAGAUGCACAGGAUGACUACAUGGAAGCUUUAACCAGGCUGCACAUUACAGUUUCUAAAGCUUACAAAAUCAAUCCAGAAAUGAACUUUGAGGUUUUUAUUCAUAAAGUUGAUGGCUUAUCAGAUGAUCAUAAAAUAGAAACUCAGAGGGAUAUUCAUCAGAGAGCUAAUGAUGAUCUUGGUGAUGCUGGCCUAGAAAAACUGCAUCUUAGCUUUUAUUUGACCAGCAUCUAUGAUCAUUCAAUAUUUGAAGCUUUCAGUAAGGUGGUACAAAAGCUCAUCCCACAGUUGCCAACCCUGGAAAAUUUGUUAAAUAUCUUUAUAUCGAAUUCAGGGAUUGAGAAAGCUUUUCUCUUUGAUGUUGUCAGCAAGAUCUAUAUUGCUACAGAUAGUUCUCCAGUUGACAUGCAGUCCUAUGAGCUAUGUUGUGACAUGAUUGAUGUAGUCAUUGAUGUUUCUUGUAUUUAUGGGCUAAAGGAAGAUGGUAGUGGAAGUGCAUAUGAUAAGGAGUCUAUGGCAAUUAUCAAACUCAAUAACACAACUGUUCUCUAUUUAAAAGAAGUGACCAAGUUUCUGGCCUUGGUGUGUAUCCUUAGAGAAGAAAGCUUUGAACGCAAAGGUUUAAUAGAUUACAAUUUCCACUGCUUCCGCAAGGCCAUCCAUGAGGUCUUUGAAGUGGGCAUUUCCUCUCACCGAUCCUGCAGCCAUCAAGCAAACAUCCCUGGUCUGAAGGCAGUGGCACAUAAUGGCACUCCUAGAAAUGCAGUCUAGGAGGACAAAUCUGGAUGACCAACUGCUCGCCUGCUGCAGGUCUCUGUGUCGAGGAUGGGUAGCACAGAGAACUUUGUGCAUCCUGUAGGAAAAACUUUGCCUUGCAGAGGCAAAUCAGAGGUGUGGCAGCAAGCAAAAUGGCUGCUUAGAACUUGAGGACUGGGAGCAGUUGCUUCUGUCUUCCUGUUCAUAGCACAGCUGCUUCUCCACUUGGCAUCUCCCUUCAUAUGAAACAGGGCAUGGACUAUUUGGAAGUAAGCUGGAUUGACACUUGCUCAGCAUUAUGUUUUCAAACUUCGCCAGUUUCAAAAAUGGUGACUUUCUGCAAAAGUUCAGAAAAUCAGACACUGUAGCUUGUAACUUACUUUAGCACAAUCGCAACAUUCCAAGUGACCCUUUUGUGGUAACACCUGAAAAAAAAUCCAUAUUUCCCAGCAGUUCCAUUGAGUUCUUUAUCUUAAGCAUCUGAUAAAGAAAAGAAUUGACAACUUUAACUUUGUUGCACAGAACCAGUUUAGCAUGUGCCUGUCAUGGAUUCUCAAGCUUGUGUACAAGCCAAUUAAGAAGUUGCUGGCAAUAGUUCCUGUCCUUGUCCGGGACUCUUUUGUAGUAAUUGAUCCAGAUUUUGCCUAGUGGACUUUUGUUUUACAUAUUUCAUUUUCAAAGCCACAUGAUUGCAUAAGCAAUUAAUUUGUGUAAAUUGUGGUUUGUAAUUUUGGAAAAUUCAGAGUGGCCUGAAUGUCCAUGUCUAGAAUCCGCAGUGGCCAGCUUUCAGGCAGUGAGCCUCCUUUCUCUCAAGUUUAGCAAGAUAGAGAAACUGCCCAGAACUGGCACGUUUUCCAUAGGAUGAAGGCUUGUGUCUUUCGUGCGAACUUUCCUUUGUGGCCUCGUGUCCAUUGGUUUGUAAAGAGUUGUUAGGCCCUCUUCUCGGGGGAGACAACCCUUCCAUGUUCCAAGGCCUCAGGCCCUGUUCCUCUUCAUAUGUCUAUGUGACUUUGGUGAAGGAUUAACCGGUUUGCUACAGCUGACUGUUUUACAGUGUCUUGUCCAGAGAGGGUAGGAGCUUUCACAGAAUUCACUUCUCACUAAACUGCAUUAAUAAAAUGCAUUUAUCUCUGCAAA
This is a messenger RNA of Varanus komodoensis (Komodo dragon), 2206 nucleotides long. RefSeq names its product Ras related GTP binding C (gene RRAGC). Gene Ontology annotation, molecular function: GTPase activity; GTP binding. The transcript has 7 exons. NCBI's taxonomy places the organism in Eukaryota, Metazoa, Chordata, Lepidosauria, Squamata, Varanidae. The record is from RefSeq and is a predicted model, not a curated record. Gene Ontology annotation, biological process: cellular response to starvation; cellular response to amino acid stimulus; positive regulation of TOR signaling. Gene Ontology annotation, cellular component: nucleus; lysosome; Gtr1-Gtr2 GTPase complex. Bases 83 to 1084 code for a protein of 333 amino acids.